CUCACCCUCGCCCGCAGAAGGCGCCAGCGGUACCAGAGUGACCAGGCAGUGCCAAGGAGGAGGAACAGAAAGGAGGAGGAGGAGGGGGAGGAGGCGGAGGAGCAGAGGAAGCGGGAGCUCCCGCUCCCGCGCGUCGUUGCGAGCGCGUGCCCCGCGGGUGGCCGGUGCCCCGCGGAGGUCGGGCCGUGGCGCACCGCGGCCGAAAAUUCCUAUAGGGCAGCCGCCGCAUUGGGCGCCGCGGGUGUCGGCGGGCGGCGCAAACCCUCCAGCGCCAGGUGCCCGCGCGCGCCAGGCCCCUGCCGCGACGGCCCCGCGGCGCGCGGCCUCCGACGCCGCGCGGGCCGCGCACGGCCUCGGGCGGCCACGGCCCUCCGGCCGUGGAGAGCCCAGUAUCGAAUCGACAAAUCGG
Molecule: messenger RNA, 409 nt
Organism: Prorocentrum cordatum
Lineage: Eukaryota; Dinophyceae; Prorocentrales; Prorocentraceae
Source: the annotation of a GenBank genome assembly